Messenger RNA from Bactrocera oleae (olive fruit fly), 783 nucleotides. RefSeq names its product adult-specific cuticular protein ACP-20. NCBI's taxonomy places the organism in Eukaryota, Metazoa, Arthropoda, Insecta, Diptera, Tephritidae. The record is from RefSeq and is a predicted model, not a curated record. Gene Ontology annotation, cellular component: extracellular matrix.
ACACGCAUUCAGAACGCGAUUGAAAAUAUAAUUAAGGAAAAGAAUUUGGUAUAAAUAGUUACUGCACUCAGCUGAUUGGUAUCAGUUAGCCACUGGCUUCAAACAGAGUUACUAAUUAGUAUAAUUUUUCGCCUUUGUAAAUCCAAUUUAAAACUUAAACUAAAUAUGCAAAUCCUCUCGUGCAUCACUUUUACUGCUGCCGCACUCUUUGGUGUCGCUUGUGCAGGAUACAUUCCACACGGACACGCCUCCAGUUACGCCUCGGUUGUGCAACACACUGACGGUCACCACGGUUAUGGCAGUCACGACAACUCUCUGCAUUAUGCUGGACAUGGUUAUGCUCACCACGACUUCCAGGAUCACCACUACGAGCACCAUGAGCCCCACCACUAUCCCAAAUACACUUUCGAAUAUGGCGUAAAGGACGCACAUACCGGUGAUCAUAAGAGCCAAUGGGAGCACCGUGAUGGUGAUCAUGUCAAGGGAGGAUAUACCCUGGCGGAAGCUGAUGGCACCACACGCGUUGUAGAGUACACCGCCGACGAUCACAAUGGCUUCAACGCUGUUGUCAAGAAAAUCGGCCAUGCCCACCAUCCUCAGGCAUAUUAUCAUGGCGCUUAUGGUUAUGAUCAUGGUCACGCUGGUAGCUACGUGGAAGUUAAGCACCAUCAAUGAGCGAACUCUCUAACGAAUUAAAACGAACUUAAUGCAAAUGAAACUAUGUUGUUGUAAUCAAAAAAUUAUGUAAUUUUUUUGUAAUAUAUAUAUAUACAUAUAUAUAAA